Messenger RNA from Strongyloides ratti, 1230 nucleotides. Its product is annotated as Nuclear hormone receptor, ligand-binding, core domain and Zinc finger, nuclear hormone receptor-type domain and Nuclear hormone receptor, ligand-binding domain-containing protein. The transcript has 4 exons. Gene Ontology annotation, biological process: regulation of DNA-templated transcription. Bases 1 to 1230 code for a protein of 409 amino acids. The record is from RefSeq and is a predicted model, not a curated record. Gene Ontology annotation, molecular function: sequence-specific DNA binding; DNA-binding transcription factor activity; zinc ion binding. Lineage: Eukaryota; Metazoa; Nematoda; Chromadorea; Rhabditida; Strongyloididae.
AUGAUAACUAAUAAGGUAAAUAAUAUUGAGGAAUGUUUAGUUUGUACUGCUGUAACAAAUAGUGCACAUUGUUCUGUUAAUUCUUGUAGAUCAUGUUCUGCUUUUUUUCGUAGAAGUGCACUAGGAAAUUAUAUUUAUAGAUGUAGAAGAGGAAAUAAACAAUGUCAAAUUAAACCAAAAGAUAAAUUAUUUUGUAAAUAUUGUCGUUAUGAAAAAUGUAAAGCAGUUGGAAUGAUAAUUAGAAAAAAUAAUAAUAAAAAUAGUCAAGAGAUAAUUUUAAAUAAAAUAUCAUCAAGUAAUACACCACAAAAUACAAAUAUAGAACCUUCAACUUCUAAUAAUGAACAUUUACCUUCUUCAAAACCAAUAACAGAAAGAUAUCAAAUAGUAAAAAAUCAACUAAUAUUUGAUAUACAAGAAACUAAAAAUUUAAUAAAAAAAAUUUUUGAAAAUAAGAUGUAUGGUUGUACACAUAUUGAAGGUUUUCAAUUAACAUGUCUUCAAAAAGUUAUACAAGGAAUAGAAUAUAUGAAAAAUAAAUUAAAUAUUGGAUCAAGAGAAGAAAUAUCAAUACAUACAAAGGUAGAAUUUAAAAAAUAUUUACGUUUUUGGGAAAAAUUUAUAAUAUAUUCUGCUGAAAUGUUAAUGCAUAUUCCUGAUUUUGCCUCAUUACCUAAUGAUGAAAAAUUUGAAAUUUAUCGUAAUUUUUAUCCAAUGGGAUAUAUACUUUUUAGAGUAUAUUAUUCAGUAUUAAUAUUUUCAGUUAAUAAUGAAACAAUGCUUAUUGUUGAUGAAAAUAUUGCUCAUCCAAUAGAUAAUUUUAAUAUAAUUGAUUUAAAAAUGACUGAUGUAAUAGCUAAAAAAUUUGAUGAUAUGACAAAACCAUUUACACAAUUUCUUGAUAUUCAUGUUUUUCAACCAAUGAAAUUACUUAAAUUAGAAAAUAUAGAAAUAGCCUAUUUAAUAAUUCAAAUGGUUUUUUCUAAUGUGAAUAAUGAAAAAUUAUUUAUUGAAUCACGUCCUAUUUUUGAUAAAAUACUUAAAGUAACCAAUGAUGAAUUACAUAAUUAUUAUUAUUAUAAUAAAAAAAUUACAAAUUAUGCCUAUCGUAUAACAGAAAUGACAAAAUUACUUUCAACACUUAAAGAAUAUAGUAUUCGUGAAAGAGAAAUUAUUUUAGUAGCAAAAUGGUUAAAUAUAUUUGAUCUAUCUGUUUUAGAUAAAUUUUAA